Messenger RNA from Diplodia corticola, 711 nucleotides. RefSeq names its product 66s preribosome component nop16. Gene Ontology annotation, biological process: ribosomal large subunit biogenesis. Bases 1 to 711 code for a protein of 236 amino acids. NCBI's taxonomy places the organism in Eukaryota, Fungi, Ascomycota, Dothideomycetes, Botryosphaeriales, Botryosphaeriaceae. Gene Ontology annotation, cellular component: nucleolus. The record is from RefSeq and is a predicted model, not a curated record. The transcript is spliced from 2 exons.
AUGGGUCGCGAACUCCAGAAGCGGAAAAACCGCUCGUCCAUCUCCAAGGUCCGCAAGAAGCCCAAGUCGAAGAAGAGAGUCCUGAACAACCCCAUCAUCGCCGCCAACUGGAACAAGCAUGAAACCCUCACCCAGAACUACCGCCGCCUCGGCCUCACCACCAAGCUGAACUCGGUAACCGGCGGCGUCGAAAAGACGGCCACCUCCCUCGAGACGCCCAACAACGUCGCCGCCCCGCUCGCCGUGAACCCCAAGACCCGCGCGUCGGCAGGCGGCGUCAAGACCGCCGAGGCCCGCCUCGAGCGCGACCCGCAGACGGGCGAGAUGCGCCUCGUCGACGACGGCACGCGCCCGAACCCGCUCAACGACCCGCUCAACGACCUGGACGACGAUGACGACGACGAAGCGGGCGCCGAGUGGCAGGGCAUCACCCAGCACGACGCGCCCGCCGUCGACCCCGCGACUGCGGGGAAGAGCGCCAACGCCGUCGUCAGGCAGCUCGAGGAGCUGGCCACGGCCGGCGCGAAGCGCAAGGCGCCGCGCAAGCAGUCGGGGCGCGAGGUCGAGUGGCUCGAGCGGCUGGUGGCCAAGUACGGCGACGACUACGGCAGGAUGAGCAGGGACAUGAAGCUCAACCCGAUGCAGCAGACGGCCGCGGACAUCAAGAGGAGGGUUGAGAAGUGGCGCAAGUCUCGGCAAGAGGUGAUUUGA